AUGGCAACCACGAUCACGCUUCAACCCUGGAUCGGAGGAGCAGCCGCUCUCCUUCUCCCAGCCCUUAUUGUUCUACGAUGCAUGUAUCGUCUUUACGUGCAUCCAUUGUCGGUCGUACCUGGGCCAAAAGUAGCAGCACUCACUUCGCUAUGGCUUGCCUAUCACACAUACGUCGGAGACGAGAGCAGCGUAAUAUUCGAUUUGCACAAGAAAUACGGCCCAAUCAUCCGCGUGGCACCCAAUGACGUUGAUAUCGACGAUGGAGAUGCCGUAGACCCCAUCUACGUCGCCCAGGGUGGCUUUCCCAAGACACCACAAUAUUCAAAAUUUGAUAUUGACGGACACACGACCAUCUUCUCGAGCUUGACUCUGCCAGUGCGGGCUCAGCGCGCAAAAGCCGUUGCUCCGCUUUUUUCAACGGCAUCUAUCCGCAAUGCCAACGCAAAGCUGGAACAGGUAGUCGAUGACUUUGUCCGUCGAAUGCGUACAGAGGCCGCUCGUACAGGUCAGCCGGUAAAUGUGCUGAAUGCUGCUCGAUCCAUGGCCAUUGAUGCCGUUAGCUCGUAUCUCUUCCAGCAACAGUAUGGAGCUAUCGGCGAGCAAACAUCAGCCAUGUCAGCGUCACCAUUUGUAGAUGCUUAUGUCGGUGUUGGUGCCUUUUUCAAUCUGCUUCCUGGGAUAAUUGGAGACUUUGUACAGACCAUGGCAGAUCACUGGGCCACGAAUGCGAAAACGGAGGCCGCCUUUCAACUCAUGGAUCGCUUUACCAACCAGCUUGUGUCCUCCUCCGUGCCCAAAAGCGGUAGCUACCAGAGUCGGUUGCUGGAGCAAGUUUCCCCGCAACAGUCACAAAUCGAAUUGAAGGACGUCUGUUUCGCAGGCACAGAUUCGACGAGCAUGAACACAGCUACGAUAAUGUGGUAUUUGACGAAGUACCCUGGAAUCUAUAAUCGCCUCCGGGAGGAAGUCAGACAAAGAAUUGCCAACAAUGAAGACCCGGCCACAGGACCCUAUCUACGAGGAGUUGUGCGCGAAGGCCUUCGACUUUCAUGGGCGAAUCCGACCCGAUUACCUCGCAUGGUCCCUAAAGGGGGUUGGCAGUUUAAAGGCCAUUUCUUCCCCGAAGGGACCAGUGUUGGUAUAUCCGCUUUCCAAUUACAUCAGGACGCGAUUGUUUUUCCAGAACCGCACAAUUUUCAACCGGAACGCUGGGAAAACCCGACAGAUGCGAUGCUAACCAAUUUCUUUGCGUUUGGAAAAGGCUCGAGGACGUGCAUAGCAAAAAACUUGGCAAUGGUCGAGCUCACUUUGGCUACGAUGAAAGUGGCAGAGACUGAUAUACUUCGAGACGCGGAACUAGUCACUGAUCGUAUUGAGAUAAAGGAAUGGUUUAACUCAAGGGUUAGAGGGGAAGAGAUCCUGAUCAGGAUCAAGUCCUAA
This is a messenger RNA of Talaromyces atroroseus, 1440 nucleotides long. RefSeq lists its product as hypothetical. Gene Ontology annotation, molecular function: iron ion binding; oxidoreductase activity, acting on paired donors, with incorporation or reduction of molecular oxygen; heme binding. NCBI's taxonomy places the organism in Eukaryota, Fungi, Ascomycota, Eurotiomycetes, Eurotiales, Trichocomaceae. The transcript has 2 exons. The record is from RefSeq and is a predicted model, not a curated record. Bases 1 to 1440 code for a protein of 479 amino acids.